AUGACUAAAACUUUAAAUAUUGUUUUAAUUUUUAUUUCUUUAUGCUGUUAUGUUAAAACUGGUUAGUAAAAACUAAUAAUUAUUAUCAACUUAAUAUUUUAUAUUAGAUAGUAAAAAAAAUGUAAUAAUCACAUUUCAAAUAUCAGUCAAUUAAUACAUAAUGACUACUUUAGUACAUUAAUUUAAUUGAAUGAUUAAAACAUUAAAAAAAUAUUGUUUUAUGUUUUUAUUAAUUAUAUUUAAUUGAUUUAUUAUAGAUUCUGAUUGUGGUGAACCACUAUUAGAGAAAGCAGUUCUCAAAGCAACAUCAUCAUUACCUGACAGAGGUCCAGAAAAUGCUAUUCUCAAUGGUAAAUAUUAAUUUAUAUUUAUAUACCUAGGUACUAGGUAGGUAGUGUUAUUGAUUGUCAAAAGGCUCUGGUUAAGAAAUAAUAAUCAUUAAUAGUUUUCAUAGGAACAUAUAUAUAUUACAUUAUAAUAGGUACAUUACUUUACUAUAUUAUAUUUAUCAGAAUAUACCACCUCUUAUUAUUCAAUUAUUUGAUAAAUCAAUAAAUAUCACCUCCAAAUUAAUUAAAAAGCAUGCACACUUAAUUAUUAUUAUUUUAUUUUAUUUUUAAAUACAUAUUUAAUAAUGAUUGUUUAAAAUAAAUAAGUACACUAAUGAAACAGUUAUGAAUAUAUUCACUCGAUAUUUUAUUAUUAAGUAAGGCGUAUUUUUCUGAUAAGAUUAUUAAAUUAGCAUUUAAAUACAAAUAAUCAAUUCUACUGAAAUCCCUGAAAAAUAUAUACUAUUUUUAUACUAUCAACUAAUAGUAUAUUAUAGGUAUAAUUACGAUGAUUUGGAUGAUAAGUUUAAAAAAGUUGUGAUUAUAAUUUUUUGAAAAAUUUGAGUAAGUUCUUAAUUUGUAGGAGAUUUUUGAAAGAAAUUCUAUGGUAUUAUUUAUUUUCAUUUUUUUAUGGAUUUUUACAAAUGAACUGUAAAUCCAACUAAAAAAAAAUUUCAUAAAAUGUAUUUUGAGGCUCACUUAUAGAACACACUCCCAUAGUGUGUCAUUUGUUUCUGAUGCACUCUGUACAUAUAAAAAAGAUUAUGUAAAUAAUAAAUAACAAAUCACCAUACGCCUAAAUUCUAAUUUAAAAAAUUGUUCAACUUAAAAAAUUAUAAAUUCAGUUAUUAUUAUAUCAUCAAUCGGUAAGGCAUAUGUUUAUUAUUUAUCUAUUUAAUUAAUGUCACAUUGAAAUUCAAAGUACCUACAUACAACUUAUAUAAGUAGGUAUUGAAACAAGUUUUUACUAAAAUAUUUUAUUAUUCAUUAACUGUGUGUUGUUAAAUCACUGAAAAUACAUUUUGUUUCACUACUCACAUAGUAUGUACAUUUUCAUUUAAUUCAAUAUAUUUGUUGCUUUUUUAUUAUUGGAUAUAACAUUUAUUAAUUGCAUUUAUUAGUUAUGUAAAUCUUAAUGUGUUAUAUUUAUUCUUUAAUUAAGUACAUUAAUAACACAUAUGAGGUAAGUAGUAUACAUUUUAAUUUAAAACAAAUUGAUUGUUUUAAAAAAUAUACUUUAUUGGAUAAAAAAAAAAUAAUGACUUUCUACAUCAAAGUAAUUUUUAGAAAUAUAUUAUUUAAUAUAUAGGUUUACGCCUAUAUUUAACUGCUCUUUAAAGAAAGUUCAAAAAAACAUAUAUAUAAUCAGGAUAUAUAUAUAUAUAUAUCCUGAUUUUCUACUUAUAACUAGGGCAAGUAAAAGCAGGUAGUUUGGUUUAACUUCACUAAAAAGAAAAAUAAUUCAAAUUACCCUAGAAUUUUAUAUUUUUAUUCAGUUAUUUUAAAAACUGUUUUAUCAAAUUUUAAACUAAAAUAAUUAUACAAAACUAUCUAAUAAAGUAACUUGUAUAUGUACUCAAAUUAUGAAUAUGUAUGUCUAAAUAUAUAUUUUAUUAUUACUAAUAAUUAUUCAGUAAUAAAAUAUUAAUUAUUACUCAUUAUUAUUAACACAUCAAUAUUCUCUGAUUGUGAUGGCUUUUGAAAUGAUUUAGGUUAUUAUUAUUAUUAAUUUUUUUUAGUUAAAAAUAAUUUAAUUAAAUACCAGUCAAUAGCAUUUUUGUAAUUUAAAUUUAUUUGGUAUUUUAAAAUUAAAAAAAUAUAUAUCAAACUGAAGGUUUAUAUUUUGCGACUAAUAACAUAAUAUAAAAAUUAGGUUUAAUAUAAAAAGGAUUUUGUCUUAUUUAUUUCCUACUUACCAUAAAUAAGAUUGUGGUUAUAAUGACAAAUAAAAUAUAGUUGAAGCUGUCUAAAAUGGAACUCUAAAGGAAUCAAAGAAAAAGGAUGUGUAUGUCUAUUUUGAUUUUUAAAUCAUUCAAACCCGUUUUAUUUUAUUAAAUUAACUAUAUAUUAUUUUGUACAAAAAGGUUUAACAUUUUAAAUAAUAAGAAUAUUGGUUAAAGAUAUUACCUAUAUUUGAUACAAUAGUAAAUUAUUUUAUAUAGAAAUUAUAAAUACAUAUUAUAUCUUUUAAACAAAGCAAACUAUUAAAUCUAUUGAAUUGAAUAUAUUAGAAUUAUUUUUCAAUUGGUCAUUGACUUGGGUUGUUUUCCUUUGUUUAGGUGUUUAAAUGUAUCAUAGUGGCUGUUUUAAUUUCCCCAAUGAAAAUUUAUUUUAAUGCACAUCAUUAUUAAGAAAAUUGCACGAUACAAUUCUACAAUGACAACAUCAAACAGGGUCCGUUGGGUAUUCGACUGUGGCAAUUGGUUUCCAUCAGAAAGUGAUUGGUCUAAAGCAUCUCGUUCUAUACAACUUGAAGAAAAAGAACGAAUUGGUCGAUUUGUAUUUAAACGAGAUGCUAAACGUUCAAUUAUAGGACAAUUAAUGAUAAGAAAAUUUUUAACAGAAGCUACUCAAUUACCAUGGUCAAAAAUAAAGACAAAAAGAGAUCAUAAUAAUAAACCCAUAAUUGAAGAAUUAAACUUAAAUUUUAAUGUAUCACAUGAUGGAAAUUUAGUAGUUUUAGCAGGUGAAGAAAAUACUAUUGUAGGUAUAGAUAUUAUGAGGAAUUGCUAUAAAGGUGGAAAAAGCUUGAACGAGUUUUUUAGAAUAAUGCAUAGAAAUUUCCAUAUAAAUGAGUGGGCUUACAUUAACAAGGGAACAAAUACUGACAAAAUUAAUUCAUUUUAUCGUUUUUGGUGCUUAAAAGAAAGUUAUGUAAAAGCAACAGGUACUGGAUUAACAAUUGACCUUAAAAAAAUCUGUUUUGUUCCAAAAAGUGAAUUGAAAAAAGAUAAAGUAUUAUGUGAUACUGAAUUAUUUAUUGAUGACCAAUUAAUGGUUGAGUGGAGUUUUCAUGAACUAUUGUAUGAUAAUUAUACGAUAACUGUAUGCAUAAAAGGAUCAAUGGCUCCAGUUAAUUUUCAAUUAAUAAAUUUCCAAAACUUAAUGAGUAAUUCAGAAAUGAUUUCAGAAGAGGAUGAAAAUUAUUGCAAAUCAUACUUGAGUAAAGAUGAACAACCAUAAUUAUUACUUAAUAAUUAAUUUGUUUGAAAAUUAGUUUAUUUUGUAUAACAAAUGGAAAUAUUAAUCAAAUAUGUUAAUAUUAUUUAUAGUCUAACAAAUUAUAGUUAUUUGAAAAUAAUAAGGAUAGGGAUUUAUUGUUUCAUGACAAACUAUCGCAUGUCAUUUAGUAAUAACUAUUAUAUUUAUGAGAAUUGGUUGUAUAUAUUUUGUUUUUUGACAAUCAUAAUAAAAGGGUUCAUGUGAUUAUGCGUGCCUUGUACAAGUAGUUGCAAAAUAGGAAAUGUUAUUGACUGGUACCACUAAAAAAAGAUAAUAAUUUUAUUUUUAGACAUUUAUGUUCUACUUAUUUUAUGUACCAAUAAAAAUAUGUACAUACAAUUAAAUAAAAUAAAGAAAAUUGUCUAUAGUAUACUUGUUUUAUAUUAUAUAUUAUGUAUCUUAAGAGUUCUAGUAGUUGUAGUUAACAAAAUAGAAAUUAAAGAGAGACUGUUUUGAUAAAAAGAGUAUUAUGAACUGUAGAAAGGAGAAUAAGUGUUAUUGAAUUGGAUCAAUAUUUAAGUUAGGAAAUAUUUGGACAAAUGUUUAGAAAAAUAGUUUCAUUUAGUUUUGAAAUACUUGUAUGAAGAACAACAUUUAUACUUUAUAAUUUACAGAAUGUAAAAUAUAGUUAUACACUCAAUACAGUACAUUCCUCAAUCGAGAUAAUCGUCACUGAAUUUACAUUUAACAGAAUAUGCUGUAUCAGUGUUUAUAUAAUUGCUACUAUACAUGACUGAUUAUGCUUACCUUGAAGAAGUGAAAGAAAAGGAAUUUUCUACAAAUAUUUUUUUCAAUUAAUAGACAUUGGUAGCUAGUAAUUUUCGUAGUUUAUUUUAUUUGGAACCGUUAACAAAUGUUAAGAAUACACAGUGUUUGACUUUGUAUGCAUGUGUUACAAACAAACCCAACUAUUGAGUUGAUAUUAAUUAAUAGAUUUCUUGACUGUUAAAGAUUUUUAAGAUUGACCACUUUUACCAUUAUAAAUAAAGAUUUUUAUUUAAUUUUUAAACCAAUUUUAUAGCUUAUUACUGACCACGAUUAAUUGGUUAUCUUGUAAACUCCGUUAAAUAAUUAAUGUUUACAUUUGUGAGAACGGCCCUUAAUAGUGUAAAUGACAAAUUAAAUUUAGAUUAAAUUAGCAAAUAAAAAUAAUGUAUGAAAUUGUAUAGCUGGAAAUAAUAUAAAUAUAAUUAAUAAAUUAAACAAUCUAAUAAAAAAAAAACUACUAUAUUAUUACUGUAUUUGUAAUCGUUUUUGUUUUAAUAUUUACGAAAUUUAGUUGGAGCAAUUUUUUAAAAUUGUUCAUACAUUAAAUCAUGACAACAGAUAGGUAUGAUCACAGUAUUACAGGUUUUUGUUUAGUAUCAAUGUAAUUAGUUGAAAAUCCCCUUCUAGAGGUUAUCGAGUUUGAACCCAUCAUUUGUUAAACUAAUUUCCUUUGUUACUUACCCGAUAUAAUUUUUACGAUAGUUAUUUUCAAUUAAAAGUUCAUCAUGAACUCGAGAGUGGAGGUGGUCAAAGGCUUGGACUUACAUAACGAGAUUUGUUUACAUAUAGGACACUAUCUUUUCGAAAAGGGGUGGCACAUAUACAGGCUGUCCCACGAAUAUAUACUCCUUGUAUAUCUCCGGAGAUAUACAAGUUAUUGUAUACUGGUUUUUUUAUAUUACUCACAUGGACGAGGACUACUAAUAUUUAUUUUUGUAUUCAAUUUUUUUUUUUAAUUUUUCUUAUUUUAUUAUUUUCGUAAAAUUUGAGUGUCACAUAUUAAUUAUAUCCGAUGAAUAAUUUCUAAGUAACAACUGUUUUAUAUUCUAUUAAUUCAUGUGAAAACCAUAGAUCAUGUUAUGCUAUGGAUAGAGCUAUUGUACAAAUAUUUGAAGCAAACUUAACUAAGGGGAGUUGGGACAGAUGCGCAUGCACAAAAUUUAUAUCACUUGCAAUUGGUCGAAUUCAUGUAAUCACGUGUAACGUUCCUCCCAUCACUUCCUGAUAGUAAAUAUGAGACAAGUCCUGAUACGCAUUCGUAAUCAGUCGCCUUAGCACUCAUUAAUAAUGAUGUCGCGUUUAUCAUGCAAUAGCAUAUGAUCUAAGAAAACCAAUGUUAUCGCGUAACGCAGUUAUAAUAUUAUUUUCUAGAUAACAAUGGUUAUCACACGAAUUAGAAUUUAAAACAGCUCUUAAUUAGAAACUAUUUAUCUGAUAUAAACGUGACGCAUUGAAAUUUUCGGAGAUAUUCAAGGGAUAUCUUUGUGGGAUAGCCUAUAUAGAAAAAUUAAGCGAAGCGAGUCGUCCCCCGCAAUUACAAACUUUUAUAAUAAAUUAAUCAGGCCAGGCCCCCCUCCCACAUCAAAUCGUGGGCCCUUGUUCUAAAUAUUUUUUUCGGGUCUUUACAAAUCUUUCAAUAAUACAAUUUACCAUAAAUUAUUAAAAGCCAAGAAUAAUAAACAUUUUAAUAAUAACAAUAAUUUUUUAUAUCAGUCCUAACAAUAACAGCACACACUAUCGAAUUUUAAACGGCUGAAGUUGCAUAGGACUAUCUAUAUCUUAGUCCAUAAUUCACAUGAAAUAUUAUGACCACGAUUUAAGAAACUUUGUAUAGGUAUAUAGUACUUAGAUCAUAUACUAUGAAUGAAGCUACUUGUGUAUACUCUACAUAAUUGUGUUAAAUAUAAACUCCCCUCUAAUCUUAAUAUCAUACUUUUGGGUAAUAUAAAUAAUGCACAUGUACGCCGGCUGCUGCCGUUAAAAUUAUCUUGAACCAAACUAUCAAAUCUAUAAAUUAAUUUUUGCAAUUUGUCUAAUUAGCUGCUGUACUAGUUUGAGUAUGAGCAUUAAUACGACGUAUCAGCAAAAACUAUGACAGUAAGAGGGGGGAGUGGUUAUUUGGAUACAGUGAGUAGCUGACAUAGCUCUAUGAAUAGACAAAUAAGUAGGGUGGCUUUAUCCAUAGUAUAUUAUCGUGAUUGUGAUAAUAAUUAACUACCUUUAAUAAAUUUGUAAUGUUAUCAGGAAAUAAAUAGGUAAUUAAUUUUUUUAAGAGGUUGGGAAGGGGGAAUUACUUAUAACUACCUUAGUGAUUUUAAAAGAAUAUUUAAGAUUUUAAACAAAAGACCAUAAAAGUCGUAAAAAUUAAGUAUCAUAACCUGAAAUCGUGGAAAAUAAAACUAAGACAAUUUUUUCCUGAAAAUACUGUUCCAAUUAAGUAAUUUCUUUAUUCAUAUACUGUCUCUUCAGUGGCAGUUUUCAAUAUUUUUCUGAUAUGGGUCUUAAAAUCAUGUGUAUUUAAAAAAUAUCUAUUAAUAGAUGAUAAACUUCUUUUUUAGAUGAAGUUUUCUAAAAAUUAUAUUGGUGUCUGAGGGGUCCAGACCCCCUGGACUACCAUUCUUAAUCUACCACUGGUUUUUUUAAAAUUAUGUAGCAAUAAUUUAAUAUAAAUAAAUAAAUACAAUUAUUUUGCUUAUAUGUAAUAUUAACUAUAAUAAUACCUAUGUCUUAUCUGCUGAUAAUCUGCCAAGAAAUAAAUUAUUUUGCACUUUUAAAAAUAGUUAAGUAAUUGUUUUGUUUGUUUGUUUGUUUGCUUCUAUUGUACUAAAGGCCGUAAUGCAUGGACAGCAUACAGUUCUGAUUUUGCUCAGUAUCUUAUUAUUGACCUGGGACAAACUAUGACUAUAACAUCAAUAGUAACCCAGGGUAGAGCAGAAUCUUCAGAAUAUGUAGAAACAUUUGGUAUUAGUUAUGGAUCAAAUAGCUUAGAUUAUGCUGAAUACAAAGAAUCAUCUGGAAAUACUAAGGUAGGUAACUAUAUUAUUAUAGUCAUCAUUUAUUAACAUAUCAUAUACUAAUAACAAAAUGUUUAAUAUUAUGUUCAAUAAAAGUAAAAAUACUUACCAAUUAUAUAUUUAUUAUCAGGGUUCAGAUUUUAUAGAUAGCACUAAAAAGUGCUAAGAUAUGCGCUAUAAUAUACCCUAAAAACAUAAAAAUAGUUUGUUUUUUUUUAACUUAUAUUGAUCUUAAAUUAAUUUUUUUGAUAAUCACUAUACCGGGUUACCUACUUAAAAAGAGAUAAUAAUCCAAAUUAUUAUUUAAUGAAACAGAAAUUGGGUAUUUUACUUAUCGAUUCAUAUAAAUUACAAAUUUUUCUACUAUUUAUAACUUAAUUCAAAAAAAUUAUUUUAUAAAAACACAUCAAUCAUCCUUAAUUUAAUUAACCAUUCUUAUUAAUAUAUAUUAUCAAAAACUAGCCCCAAAACUUGGAAAAUAUCUCUAAAUAUCCAAAAUAAAAUUGUAUAUUUGAAAUUCCUGAUGUAUAAAACAAAUCUAAAGCUUACUUAAUACUUUACUAUUUUGAUCUGUACUCUAUAAUAGUUAACAAAAAUUGUAGAAUCUGAGCCUUGGGUAUUAUAUUUUUAAUAAAGAGUAUAGUUUUUUUUCUUUUUGUUAAUACCUACAUCUAAGAAUUUUGUUAGGAUACAAAGCAUGGAGUCCUUCAUAUGAUUCUCUCGACCAUUCUUUGAUUGUUGAGUUUGAAAGUAAAAUGAAAGUACACUCUAUUUCAACUCAAGGACGGUCUUCUACCUUAGAAUGUAUCACUGAAUAUUAUAUCCAGUACUCUGAUAAUGGGCAGGGUUGGAAAAAUGUUGAAGACUCUCAUGGUGAAGUUGAGGUUUGAGUUUUAUGAUUGCCUGGAGUUUUAAUUGUUAACUCAGUAGUGUUGUAAAAAGUGUUAACUAGUGUUUUGGAUUUUUGCAUUCUAUUAUUGCACAUUAGAUAUUUUUUGUGAAAUUUCUAAUUUUUAUGUUUGCUUUUUUAAAUAGCUCAUUAUUAAUAAUAGUACAUUUUGUGUUUUAUAUUAUUUAAUAUUGUAAUAAUAAUAGAUUUUAUGUUGUGUUAGUUUUUACUAUAUUGGUAAUACAUUUAAUAUUUUGUUUUAUUUAUUAAUUAAAUGUUUAACUAAGAUCAAUUUGAUUAAUUGAAAUUAACUUUUAAUUUAAAAAAUAAUUUAAUAAUUUAAAAAAAAGAGACUUUUAAACUAUUAUUAAUAAAGCAUUAAGGUUUAAUUAAACACUGCGUAGGCUUACUUAAAUAGUUCUUUAUAAGCUUUAAGUGCUAAGUAAUUUGUUCAAUUAAACUAUAACUACAUUAUUAUUUUUUAUAUAUUUGAUAAUGUAAUAGUAUAUCUGUAUAUGUUUUAGUAAUUUAGUAAGGAUUUCUCAAUGGUAGGGAGGGGGAGUAAAACAUCCAAAAUAAUAUGUCAACGUUAAUUAUUUUAAUUACAUUUGGCUAUGUACUAUUUACUUAAUCAAUUAAAUAUGAAAAUAAAUUGCAUACACCAUAAAUCAACAUAAAUAUGAAACAAUUGAUAUAAGAAAUAAAAUAAUAUAUUAAAAAGUUCUGCCAAUGGUAGAGUGAUGUCAAGCUCAUGUACACAUAUAUAUUAGACCUCGUGCCCUUCUUGGCUAAACCACUUAUAUGUUGCAGUAAUAAUCAGAAUUUAGUUAUAUUUAAGGGUAUUAGCUUAAACACAUUUUGAUUGUGUAUGUCUUACAAAAUAUUUACUUUUAAAUCAUUAAAUAUAGUAGACCAAUAAAAUUGAUAACUAUUGUAAUUGGUUUCUACAUAUAUAAUGUAGAAAUAGCAUUGAGUCUCACUGAGUUAAUCAAUAGUUAAUGAUAAACAAUUUUUCCCAAAGGUGAAGUUUAAACACUGAAAUUGACUACUUGGAGGUUAUCUACAGUGACUUACUUAUAGUGUGAAGUCUGUUUGUCUUUUUAAGAUUCUGAGUGGAACAAGGAAUUUUAUUGGUUUUACAAUAUUUUUUUUUUCUGUGAGAACUUUUCUAUCAGCAAUUUUACUCCGAUUACCAAUAAUACCACUUUUUCUAAAAAAAAAAAAUGGGAAAAUAAGUACAAUUUUAAACACAUAUUAUUAUGGAAAAUAUAUAAUGCAUAUGUAAUUAUUUUACCAUAAUAUAACAUAUAUAUUGUUGACAUAGCAAGAUUCAAUCAAAAAGAAUCAACCAAACUCUGCUCAGAAUGGUUAUUUUCAUUAGCGAUAGUUUAUCGUUGCUUACAGUGUAUAACAAUGUAUAAGUAUAAAGUAAGUACAAUAAAGUAUAACAAUGGCUGCACCUGUUUCCAGUAUUCCAGAACAGCUCUUUUUUUUGGUUUCUUUUUAGAUUCUGAUUUGAGGGAGCUAUUGAUUUUACAAUGCUGUUUAUUUCUUCUUUCUAUGUUCUUGUUUGUUAACGUGUUUUUUCCUAGUAAACUUACUUUGGUUUUUACAUGUAGCAAGAGAGGUAAUUUUUUGAUUUUCAACACCAUUUUUUAAAUAAAAACACCUAAGUAGGAAAAAAAUAAAUACGGCUCCAAUUGAAAAACGACAAGAGACAAUAUUUUUGUUGAAUUUUAUUUUUUUUAAUAAGUGUUUUGAAAUCAAAUUUAAACGAAAAUUGCAAAAAAAAAUUUACGGCACUUCAAAUUAUGUAUUAAUGAACUGCACUCAGUAUCGUCUUUCGUCAGCAAUGAUUUAUUGUUGCUUACAGAUAUAUAUAAAAUAACCUUAUGUUUCCUACUUUCCUAACUUCUCAUCUACAACAGUAUCUGCUUUUUUUUAAAAAUUAAUUUGAUAUUCUCACAUGUUGUAAACUAAUACAAAUAUAUAAAACUCACAAAGUAAUAUACAUAUAUCUUUGAUUAAUAGUAUGAUUUAAAUUGUUGAUGCCAGGACAAAUAUUAGAAUAAUUGUGUUUUGUAUUUUUAUCGUAAAUUUUUAAUAAUUAUUAGUUAAAAGUAAAUAUGUAUGUCUUGAUUGAAAUAAUAAUUAGUUGUAACAGAAUAUAUUUUUAUUUCUAGCUAUUCAGAGGUAAUAUUAAUGGAGAUGACCCUGCAAGAAAUAUAUUUGAAGUUCCUAUCAUAGCACAAUGGAUUAGAAUUAAUCCAACCAGAUGGAGAGAUAGAAUUUCAUUGAGAUUAGAACUUUAUGGAUGUUCUUAUUGUAAUUAUUAUUUAAUCAAUUUUAUAAAAAAAAAAAAAAAUUAUUAAAUCGAUAUAAUAAAACAUUUAUAUGUUUAUUUUAGCAUCGGAUAGUCUCUAUUUCAAUGGUACUUCAUUAGUACGUUGGAAUUUAAAGGAUUCUCCAGUUUCUGCUCAUAGAGAAUCCAUUAGAUUUAGAUUCAAAACUAAUGUAGCAGAUGGAGUUUUGUUGUAUGGUAUUGGAUCGCAAGGCGAUUACUUAGCUUUGCAACUUAAAGAUAAUCGAUUACUGUUAAAUAUCAAUUUAGGUACCUAUAUUAAAAUCACUUUCAAAAAAAUAUGGUGCUUAUAUUGAAUUUUAAUAUUUUCAGGAUCACAAAUUAUGACUAGUUUAUCAGUUGGAAGUUUAUUAGAUGAUAAUAUUUGGCAUGAAGUUAUAAUAAUGAGAAAUAGGCUUGAUGUUGUGUUUUCUGUAGAUCGUGUUACAAUUCAGGGUCGCAUUAAAGGCGAAUUUGAAAGACUUGAUCUAAAUCGUGAAGUAUAAAAAUUAAAAUACUAAUCAUUUAAUAUUUAUUAAUAAAUAAAUAAUAUUUAUGUAUGUAUUUUUCCCAAAAGAUAUUUAUAGGUGGUGUACCACAUUUAGAUGAAGGGCUAUUAAUUAAUAAAAAUUUCUCUGGGUGUAUUGAAAACCUUUAUAUGAAUUCAACUAAUAUGAUAUAUUUAGUAAAAGAAUCUUAUAACUCUGGAGAUUCAUAUUUAAUGCAAAAAUAUCAAAAGAUAAAUACAUUGUAUACUUGUUUGGUAUGUCUGAAAUUGAAAAUAAAUUUUCAAAUAAUUAUUAAAAUAUAAUUUUUAUUAGGAAUCACCUGUUAUACCUGUUACAUUUUUAACACGAGCAUCUUAUGCGAGAAUUAAAAGUUAUGAAGGAAUGAAAAAAAUUAAUAUAUCAUUAUCAUUUCGUACUUAUGAAGAAAAAGGAUUGUUGGCCCAUCACAAAUUUUUAACUAACGGAUAUGUUAAGGUAUUUUAGUAAAAUGGCUUCAGUCGUGUUUUACUUUUUGACUUUGUGAUUUACCUGAUGAUGAAUUUUUUUGUAACUGGUUGUACAAUAUACAGAUCAUAAAUUAUAAUUUAUUUAUUUAUUUAUUUAUAUUUAUAAAUUACUUAUUUAUGAGUGUUAACCAUUUAAUAAUAUUGUUUUUACUUUAUUAUUUUAUUACAUUUAUUUGGUUGGUUAUUGUUUAGUUAUACUUGGAAAAUGAGCACAUUAAAGUGGAGGUGGUAACCAAAGAUGAUACACAAAUAGUUUUAGACAAUUAUGAAGAAAGUUUCAAUGAUGGUAAAUGGCAUAGUGUUAUUUUAACACUUAGAAAUGAUUUUUUGGAACUUAAUGUGGAUAAUAGGCCUAUGCAAACCAUUCGACAGUUAGAUUUUAUGACUGGAUUAAAUUAUUUUAUUGCAGGUAAGAUAUUAUAUUUCUAUUUGAUUGUUUUGUUCCUUAAUAUUGAAUUAAAUAAUAAAAUAUUAUUCUAUAAUUUGUAAACUAUUUUAUUUCAGGAGGUAUUUAUCGUACAGCUGGAUUUGUAGGGUGUAUGCGUUUAAUUACAGUUGAUGGAAAUUAUAUGUUACCAACUGAUUGGAAACUAGGAGUACAUACUAUAACAGAUAUAUUUUGUGAAAUAAAUAGUUAUUAUUGAUUAUUUUUUUUAAUUUUAGGAAAGUUAUUUUGGUGAAAAAGAUAUAUUAUUUGAUGCAUGUCAAAUGAUUGAUCGUUGUAACCCAAGUCCAUGUAAACAUUCUGGAACUUGUAAACAAAAUGCUGACGAAUUUUUUUGUGAUUGUGGAAGUACAGGAUAUGGUGGUGCUGUGUGCCAAACACGUAAAAAAUUUAAUUUAUAUACAUAUAAACAUAUGUAUUUUAAUUGAUUUUUUUUAAUAAAUAUAGCAUUACAUCCAUUAUCAUGUCGUGCAUUUAAAAAUGUAAAUCCAGUAGGACAAAAUUCUGAUAUCAAAAUAGAUGUUGAUGGAAGUGGACCAUUAAAACCAUUUCCUGUUACUUGCCAAUAUUAUGGUGAUUGUCAAUUUUAUAUUUAUUUUUAAUAAAAAUAAUAUUUAAAAUUGUACUUUUGUAACCUUUAAAUACAGUUUUUGAAUUACAAAUAAUUUAAUGAAAUUUGGUGAAUGUUAUGAAAUAAAAAUUGUUAAACUAACAAGUUGCUUAAACUUAUUAAAAUGUUUAGCUGAUGGAAGAAUAGUAACCACAGUUAGACACCAGAGUGAGAGUGGUUCCACUGUUGAUGGUUUUCAAGAAUCUGGAAGUUUUAAACAAGACUUCAUAUAUGAUGCAGACUUGUUUCAAAUUGAAGCACUUAUUAAUCGAUCACAUUCAUGUUGGCAACCAUUAAGUUAUUCUUGCAAAAAGUCUAGAUUAUUUAAUUCUCCAGGUAUUAAAUAUAAUAAAAUUAACUUUUUACAAAAUAUUAAUUACAUUUAAUAAUUAAAAGCAAAUGAAUUGGAUUUUCGACCAUUUGGAUGGUGGGUGUCAAGGCAUAAUCAAAAAAUGGACUAUUGGGGUGGUUCAAUUCCAGGAUCAUAUAAGUGUCAAUGUGGUAUAAUUGGUGAUUGUAAGGAUUCUACUAAAUGGUGCAAUUGCGAUUCAGGUAAUGAUAAAAACAUAAUAAGCAAUAUUUACUUCAUUAUUGUCACUAUCCUUAUUUCAUCUAACUAUUUAAAAUUGUCUGUAGGUUUUGAUACUUGGCUCUCAGAUGGAGGUGAUAUAAGAGAAAAAGAGCAUUUGCCUAUUAAACAAGUAAGAUUUGGAGACACUGGAACUCCUCUUGAUGAAAAAGAAGGAAGAUUUAAAGUUGGACCUUUAAUGUGUGAAGGCGAUGGUAACAUCUUAUUUAUUAUUUUUAAUAGAUAUUUAUAAAAUAAUUCUAAUAACCUUAAACCUUUCAUGGUUUAUUUUAUAGAUUUAUUUAACAAUGUAGUAACUUUCCGCAAACUAGACUCACAAAUUCGUUUGCCAACAUUUGACUUUGGACAAAAUGGUGAUAUUUAUUUUGAAUUUAAAACAACUAUUGAAAGUGCUAUAAUUUUUGAAAGUCACGGACCAAAUGAUAAUAUAAAAUUGUCCCUUAUAUGUAAGAAAAAAAAAUAUAUUUUUCUUAAUGUUAUAAGUAAAUUAAUUAUUAUUAUAUUUUAAGAAAAUUAUGUGAUUAUUUUAUUUGUUUAUAGCUGGUCACACUUUACAAUUUAAUUAUCAAGCAGGCAGUGGACCUUUAAGUGUCCGCGUUGAAACUUCUGACAAACUUAAUGAUGAUCAAUGGCAUUCAGUUGUUAUAGAAAGAAAUAGGUUUGUUAUUUCUCAAUUAAUCAAAUUCAUUUUUAUAAUCGCUUUAUUUUGUUCAAAUUUAGAAAAGAAAGUAGGAUUAUCGUAAAUGGUGCCUUAAAACAAUCAGUAAAAGAACCUCCAGGUCCUGCACGUGCAUUACAUUUAACAUCGGACUUUGUCAUUGGUAUGUGGUUAUGAACUAACUAUCUUUUCAUCAAAUGUAUUAUACCUAUAUAUAUAUAUAUAUAUAUGAUUGAUAUUUUAGGAGCAUCAUCUGAUGAACAAAAUGGUUUCAUUGGUUGCUUGAGAGCAUUUAUGUUAAAUGGAAAACUAGUUGACUUAAAGUCAUAUGCCAACAAAGGAUUGUAUGGUAUUUCUCCUGGUUGUAUUGGUAAAUGUGAUAGUAGUCCAUGCCUUAAUAAUGGAACAUGUUUUGAAAAAUAUGAUGGUUAUACUUGUGACUGUCGAUGGACUGCAUUUAAAGGACCAAUUUGUGCUGAUGGUAAAUAUAUUUUUUUUUAACUUAAUUUUUUAAAAAAAUAGUUAAUAUUCAUACAUUUUUUACUAUUGUAUAUUUUUAUGAAAUAUGUUUAGAGAUUGGUGUCAAUCUUAAGGCUAAUUCAAUGAUUAGGUAUGAAUUUGAAGGAAUAUGGAGAUCAACUAUAUCAGAAAACAUAAGAGUUGGUUUUACAACUACUAAUCCGAAAGGGUUUUUACUAGGGCUAUUUUCAAACAUUUCAAAAGAAUAUAUGACAAUCAUGGUAUCUAAUAGCGGUUAGUAUUUAAUAACAAUAUAAAAUUAAAUAUUCAAAUUACUUAAAUACAAACAUUAAAACAAUUUAAUUAAUUUUUUAUUAUUAUUGGUAGGUCAUUUACGAGUUGUAUUUGAUUUUGGAUUUGAACGUCAAGAAUUAAUCUUUCCAGAUCAACAUUUUGGUCUUGGACAAUACCAUGACCUAAGAAUUAAACGAAAAAAUGCUGGUGCAACUCUCGUUAUGGAGGUAUUAUAUUUAAGUAUAUAAUAAUUAAAUAAUAAUAAUAAUUUAAUAAAAUUAUUAUUGUAUACAACUAUACAUAUUGUAACUAUUAAAAAGGUUGAUGGGUCUGACCCUAAAGAAUUUAAUUUCAACAUCAAGGACUCUACUGACGCUCAAUUUAAUAAUAUUCAAUAUAUGUAUAUUGGGCGUAAUUCUUCCAUGACUGAGGGUUUUGUUGGUUGUGUAUCACGUAUUGAAUUUGAUGAUAUUUAUCCUCUGAAAUUGUUAUUCCAACAAGAUGGACCUCCAAAUGUCAGUGGAAUGAACAGUAAGGAUAAUAAAUAUAUAUAUUAUAGUAAACCUAAUAACUUAUAACUAGGUGAUUAGUGGAUGAAUAUUUCAGUACAAUAUAUGAAUUAUUAACUACUUACAUAUUGAAAAAUUUAAUGUAUAAUUUAUUUAUUAAAAUUAACUAGCCACAAUAAAAGAAGAUUUUUGUGGUGUUGAACCUGUCACACAUCCACCACCAACAAUUGAAACUAGACCCCCUCCUAUUUUAGAUGAAGGUAAAGUUAAGGAUGCAUACAAUGAGACUAAUUCUGCUUUAAUUGGUGGUAAAUAUUUGUAUUAAUUAUAUUUAUUAAUUUUUCAUGAUAUAUAUUUUAUUUAAAAUGGUUUGUCUUCUAGGGAUAUUUUCAAUUAUUUUAAUAGCAAUUCUCGUACUUCUAUUUUUGGUUGGUCGAUAUGUGGCACGUCAUAAAGGAGAUUAUAUUACACAAGAAGAUCGAGGAGCUGAUAUUGCAUUGGAUCCAGAUGAUGCUGUCAUGCACUCAACUACUGGACAUCAAGUACAGAAAAAACGAGAAUGGUUUAUUUAA
Molecule: messenger RNA, 15714 nt
Organism: Cinara cedri
Lineage: Eukaryota; Metazoa; Arthropoda; Insecta; Hemiptera; Aphididae
Source: the annotation of a GenBank genome assembly